This is a messenger RNA of Ostrea edulis (European flat oyster), 1002 nucleotides long. RefSeq lists its product as uncharacterized. The transcript is spliced from 3 exons. Bases 224 to 934 code for a protein of 236 amino acids. The record is from RefSeq and is a predicted model, not a curated record. Gene Ontology annotation, cellular component: nucleus. NCBI's taxonomy places the organism in Eukaryota, Metazoa, Mollusca, Bivalvia, Ostreida, Ostreidae.
UAGGAAUCAGGGCCGGGAUUCAUAAAGAUUCUAAGAUUUUUCUUAGAUUUCCUACUUAAGUACUAAAAAAAUUCUUAGCUAAGAAAAAUACUUAAGUAUCAAUUCAUAAAAAAGUUAAGCACUGUUCUUAGCUAAGUACAGUUCUUAGUAAUUUAGAAAACUUAAGUUGAGUCACCCUAGCAACGCAUAGUAUUUCCCAAACUAAAGGUGGAACUCUUGUGCGAUGGAGGUCGUAUUUUUAACAUGUUUUACGUCACAUCUGUCAAAUUUCGCAGACGUAAACAUGGAAAGCCACAAACGAAAGCCAAACUGGAGUAGUGAGGAGUCCUUGGCACUCACUACUCUUGUUGAAGAAUACAAGGAUGUUGUGAGAGGGAAACUAAGUCCCCAGUUAACCUCUCAAAUGAAGUCGAAAGCGUGGGGGGAGAUUGCGGUAAAACUUCGUGCUAUGAGUGUUGGGCCAACUCGAACGGCAGCAGAAGUUGAGAAAAAGUGGCACAACAUCUUCUCGAAGACAAAAACGGAGAUUUCCAACCACAGACGUAUAAUUACUGGUACAGGUGGUGGUCCUCCUCCGAAGUCAUUGAGUGCUGUAGCGGAAGCUGUUACUAGUGUAAUUGGGGCAAAUAACACUUGCCUGAUGGGUAUAGAGGGAGGCAUUGAUACGUCCCUGCUAAACCUAGAUAUACUUGGUGAUGAAUCUGUGGGAAUCCAUGUAAUUGAAGGACCUCCAGAUACAGAUCCCCACAUUCUUGGAUCAACUCCCCUAGAAGUAACAUCUGUCCUGGAGUCUUCAUUGCCAUUGGUAACCUCAGGCAAUAGCAACAGGGACAUUAACCUGAAAAGAAAAAUGGAAGAACUAACUUGCAGGAAGCUGGAACUAGAAGUCCAGUAUUUGGAAAUGAAAAUAAGAAAGCUUAAAAAAGAGGAAUGAACCAUCCUUAGAUUAAGAGACUGAUCAAUAUUUUUGCUGUUGUUUGUCAGCAUCUUCAGGCAGUUCAG